CAUCACUGCACGGUGCCCACGUACAGCUGCGCGGUGACGGCCCUCGCCAUCCACCCCCUCACCAACAACCUCGUUAUCGCCUACUCGGACCAGCAGCUGUUCGAGUUCAGCAUCCCCGAGAAGCAGUACACGGCCUGGAGCCGCACGGUGCAGAACUGCGGGCUGCACAAGGCCUGGCUGGAGAGGGACUCGCCCAUCACCCACAUCGCCUUCAACCCCAAGAACCCCUCGCACAUCCUGCUCCACGACAUCUACAUGUUCUGCGUCCUCGACAAGUCCCUG
Messenger RNA from Opisthocomus hoazin, 282 nucleotides. The record is from RefSeq and is a predicted model, not a curated record. Lineage: Eukaryota; Metazoa; Chordata; Aves; Opisthocomiformes; Opisthocomidae.